Molecule: messenger RNA, 1412 nt
Organism: Asparagus officinalis (garden asparagus)
Lineage: Eukaryota; Viridiplantae; Streptophyta; Magnoliopsida; Asparagales; Asparagaceae
Product: bifunctional nuclease 1-like
Exons: 10
Coding region: 133-1128 (331 amino acids)
Biological process (GO): protein ubiquitination
Cellular component (GO): VCB complex; nucleus
Molecular function (GO): nuclease activity
Source: RefSeq, a predicted model, not a curated record
UACACUCCACCGCUUUCCCCUGCCUUCUAUUUGAAUCUCUCUCUCUAAAAUUUUUAGGUUGGGUUCUGCCCCAAAUUCCUUUGAUUUUAUUAAGAUCGGGCAACUGAAAUCGAAUUCAGGCGAAAAGACUCUAUGGGAACUCUACCGGGACCAGUAAUUUGCCGUCCUGCUGUUCAUGUAAGGCAUGGAAGAGUCCACUAUCCACUUAUAAACUCUUCUUCUUUAACAACCAAAGGAGGGUUUCUUAAAAGUGGUUUUUGGGGUUCUAGAAAGAAGUAUGGGUGCAUGAUCAGAGUGGGCUUUCAAUUCUCAAAGCAACAUGAGAGGAAAAAAGGAUUAAUACGCUGCACUUUUAGUUCUUCUUCUGAUGGUAAUGGAAGCAUGGCUGAGAACUUCAGUGAGAGUGAUGGAGAUUACGUGAAUUCAAGUGUGAUUGAAGCUGUGGAGGUGAAAAGUGGUUCAGAUGGUUUCUUGAUAAAAAUGCGUGACGGCAGACAUUUAAGAUGUGUUCACAACAACCCCCAUGGUGGACCCUUGCCAGAUUAUGCUCCUCAUCCUGCUAUUGUAUUGAAGAUGGAAGAUGGCAGUGAUCUUCUUCUUCCUAUUAUUGUCUUGGAGAUGCCAAGCAUUUUGCUUAUGGCUGCAGUUCGGAAUGUUCAAAUUGCUAGGCCAACAAUAUAUCAAGUUGUAAAAGAGAUGGUUGAUAAAAUGGGUUAUCAGGUGCAACUUGUUCGGGUCACCAAAAGAGUACAUGAGGCAUAUUUCGCUCAGCUGUACCUUAUCAAGGCUGGAAAUGAGAAAGAAAGUAUUAGCUUUGAUCUCAGACCUUCAGAUGCAAUUAAUAUGGCUGUGAGGUGCAAUGUGCCUAUACAAGUGAACAAGCAUCUUGCAUAUAGCGACGGAAUGAAGGUCGUUGAACCUAGCAAGGUGGCAGUGCAUGCCCCUUUAUCUGAUGGAUUACUAUUCACGGAACUUGACAGACCUGAUGGCCAACCUUGCUUGGAAACCAAAGAAUUUGACCUAGUUCGGAACAUGCUGAUUGCUGCUGUUGAAGAAAGAUACAGAGAUGCUGCACAAUGGAAAGACAAGCUUAUGCAACUCCGGGCCAAGAGAAGGAACUGGGCGUGACAAUGUAUCAGCUCCUCUGUUCAAAGGACCUGCAGUGUUCAUCUCUGUUGCACAUAAAACUGCUACAUUGAAGCGGCUUCAAUCCAGAACAUGUACAUAUUAAGCUACUGUUGAAAAGCUAAACAUUCAUCUUUUUUCUUGCAGCGGUCAGUAAAUAUGUAUAAGGCUACUAUAUAUAAAAAUGUCUGUGUAAGUAUCUGUCUGUAUAUAUAGUUCUCUAUAUAAAUAACUUAUAGUGUUGUGGAAACUUGUGUAAUAUAUCAUUUAGGUCUUCAUUUUGCGUA